Messenger RNA from Rotaria sordida, 1047 nucleotides. NCBI's taxonomy places the organism in Eukaryota, Metazoa, Rotifera, Eurotatoria, Philodinida, Philodinidae. The record is from the annotation of a GenBank genome assembly.
AUGAGUUCAUUAAGACGUUCAUCAAUAACUGGACUUUAUCAUCCAAUAGGUUGGAGAAGGACUAAUUAUUCAUCAUCUAAUUCAUCUUUAACAGAUAAUCAAACUUUAUCAACAAUAGAAAAAAAAACAACAACAACUAUUAACAAAAUUUUAAAUGCUGAUAAAUCAGGAUUUUUACCAACAGAAUCAUAUUUAUGUUCUUCUUGUUCAUAUUCAAAUGUUGACUUAUCAAAAUCGUUAUCUUCUAUUGAUCGAUCUAUUUUAGAAGGUCAACUAAAACGAUCAAUUUCCUCCAAUGAAACAAUGGAAGCAACUAUUAAACGAAUACGUACUGAAUCGAUAUUUUCUAUAAAAGAUCUAAUUAAUCAAAAUCAAUUAUUAGAACGUUCUCUUAACGAAUCAAGAAUAAAAAUUUAUCAAUUAGAAGAUUUAUUAGAUAAAACAAAACAACAAACAAUUAAUUCAAAUGAUAAAAUAACACCAAUUUCAAUUUAUGAACAGCAAAUAAAAACAUUAGAAAAUGAUAAACUUCAAUUAAAACUUCAAUUAGAACAAUGUAAAAAUUUACAUAGAAAAGAAAUAACUCAACUUGAACAAACUAUAAAUGAUUUAAAACAUCAAUUAGUUGAUUAUCAGAAUAAAUUAAAAUUAAUUCAAUUUGAUCAAGAUAAAUUAAAUAGUAUAAAUCAAAAUAAUUCGAAUCAAUUAAAUGAAAAAAGUCAAACGAUUGAACAAUUACAAAAACGUAUUAUUGAAGUUGAAUUAAUUUUAUCAACAAUUGAUUCAACCAAUGUUAUCAAUCAAUCAUUAGUUAAUGAUGUUAAACAAAUCAAUGAUCUUCGUUAUCAAAAUGAACAACUAAAAAAAGAUGUUCAAUUACUCAAACUUAAAUGUAAUGAACGAAUAUUACAUGAUGAAGAAACUCGAAUGUUACGUAAACAAGUUAAUAUAAAAGAUGAUUAUCGAACAGUAAUAGCUAAACAACAAGCAGAAAUUCAUAAACUUCGUGAACAAUUAUCAAAUGAGAACAAAACAAAAUCGAUAUAA